This is a messenger RNA of Colletotrichum destructivum, 541 nucleotides long. RefSeq lists its product as uncharacterized. The coding region runs from base 140 to 394 and encodes 84 amino acids. NCBI's taxonomy places the organism in Eukaryota, Fungi, Ascomycota, Sordariomycetes, Glomerellales, Glomerellaceae. The transcript has a single exon. The record is from RefSeq and is a predicted model, not a curated record.
AAUCCCAAUAUCAACGAUACAAAACAAAAGGACAAAAAAACAACAAAAACACCGACGCCUGGCAACCCCUUUACCAAUCACCAUCACCAUCACCAAUACCAUCACCACCAUCGGGAAUCACCAAUCAACAGUCGCAAAGAUGCAGUUCUACAUCCCAGCCGCCAUCGCGCUCAUGGUUGCCGGCGUCAUGGCCGCUCCAGCUCCUGCUCCCGCCACUCUCGAGGCGAGAAGAACCUGUAUCGGGGGCGCCAUUGUGUGCUCUUACAACAAUGGCGGACGCUGCAUUGUCCCCUGCGUUUUCAAGUGCAGAUGCCCUCCCGACUGGGACGGUGGACACAACAGCGCCAGCGGCUGCGGCAUCAUGACCGAUCGCAUGGGUCAGUGCUUCCCGUAGACAAAAGAAAAAACGGCUCUUUGGAGAGUGCCUAGCCAGCAGGGCUGCUGGCUGGGGCAUCUUUAGAAGUGGGCGGUUUGAAGGGGGUCUGUGACUUGGAGGGUUACGUUCCGGAGAUGUUGGAAGAGGAAAUAUGUGUGAGGACUU